Ichthyophthirius multifiliis is the source of this 2229-nucleotide messenger RNA. RefSeq lists its product as hypothetical. The transcript has 5 exons. Gene Ontology annotation, biological process: carbohydrate metabolic process; N-glycan processing. Gene Ontology annotation, molecular function: carbohydrate binding; alpha-glucosidase activity. NCBI's taxonomy places the organism in Eukaryota, Ciliophora, Oligohymenophorea, Hymenostomatida. The record is from RefSeq and is a predicted model, not a curated record.
AUGUAAAUAUUUGAAGAUGGAAUAAUAUAAGUUAGAGCGAAAAACGUAAAUAAUAUUUAUAACUUUUAAUUAGAUGAUGUUGUUGGUUAAAUAUAACUUAUAAAUGAAAACCUUUCUAAUGUAAACAUUGAAGUUUAAAAUGUGAAUUCAUGGCAAAUAAAGACUCCUUAAAUGACUAUAGAUUUGUAGAUAAACCCUUUGAAAAUAACUUUUUAUUAGGAAAAUAUCGAAGUUAUUGAAAUAAAUUCAUUUUUUUGUGACGGUCUUCUUUAUUGUACCACAUUAGUUAAUUCCUAAUAUCUUUUUGGAAUUCCUGAACAUCCUGGUUCUUAUAAUUUAGAUGAUACCUUUCACGAUAAACCUUAUCGAUUGUAUAAUUUAGACAGAUAUUGUUGGCCUAUCGGCUCUAAAGAAAGUUUAUAUGGAACAGCUCCUAUUUUGGUUACUAAAACUAAAGAUAUGAUCGGUGGCUUUUUUUGGAGAAACUCAUCUGAAACAUACAAUGAUGUGGAAGCUGUUGAUAAGAAUUUUGAUUAAUAUGGAAUUCCUUAUGAUGUUAUUUAUUUAGAUAUAGACCAUUGCUUCAAUAAAAGAUAUUUCACAUUUGAUUAGGCUUUGUAUCCUAAUGUAGAUGAUAUGAUCAAAAAACUAGAUUAAAAGGGAAGAAAGUUAGUUACUAUUGCAGAUCCUCAUAUUUUAAUUGACUAAGAUUAUUCUAUCUAUACAGAAAGUUAUAAUCAACCUAAUUUCUUUAUAAAAAAUCCUGACGGUGUGACUAAUUUUGUGGGAAAAUGUUGGCCAGGAGAUUGUAAUUGGUUAGACUUUUUGAAUUAAGAUGUAUAGAAAUUCUGGCAAAAUUUAUAUAGUUAUGAAAAAUAUAAACAUACAUCAAGAAUUGUACAUGCCUGGAAUGAUAUGAACGAACCUGCAGUUUUUAAGGGUAUUGAAGAAACAAUGGCUAAGGAAAAUCUCCAUUAUGUUAAAAAUAAAUAAACUGAAUAUUAAGUUCCACACACUUUUGUUCAUAAUCUUUAUGGUUAUUGUUAAUCUAAGGCUACUUAUGAAGGUAUAUUAAAUAGAGAUUCUCCUAAUGAGUAAUAAAGACCUCUUGUUUUAACAAGAUCAUGGUGGGUGGGAACUUAAAAAUAUGCUGCUAUAUGGACUGCUGAUAGUGAAGCUACUUGGAAUUAUUUAAAUGUUCAUAAUCCUAUGCUUCUUUCUUUUAGUACAACUGGAUUUUCUUAUUGUGGAGGAGAUGUUGGAGGCUUUGAAGGAAAUCCAGAAAAUAAAUUACAUAUAAGAUGGUUUCAAGCAGGUGCGUUUUAACCGUUCUUUAGGGGUCACAGUUCUACUUUUUGUGAAAGAAGAGAGCCUUGGCUAUAUGAUGACGAUACUUUGUAAGGAAUAAAAAACGCAAUUUUAACCAGAUAUGAGUUUUUGAUUUAUUGGUAUAGUGAGUUUUAUAAUCAUGUAAAAACAGGAAUGCCUGUAAUGAGAGCUUUAUGGAUGAAUUAUCCUGAAUUAGAAAAUAUUUUUGAUGAAGAAUAGAUUUAUAUGCUUGGAAAAAAUAUUUUAGUUGCUCCUAUUGUCGAAGAAAAUCAAAAUUAAGUUUUUUUGAGAAAUUUACCUGGACUUUGGUACGAUUAUAACAAUCAUUAUUAAAUUACAGAUACAUCUUAAAAGCAUAGUGUUACUGAUAUAAAUCAUAUACCUAUCUAUAUUAGAGGAGGAUCUGUCAUUUUAUAUUAUAAUAUACUUAAAAAUAAGAGUUUUAAAUCUAGUAAAGAUAUUAAGGAAAACUGUUCAAUGUAUAUCGUUAUUUGCCUAGAUGAAAAAUAAGAAGCUGAAGGAGUCUUUUUCAUGGAUGAUGGAGAAUCAUUUAAAUAUGAAAAAGGUUAAGAAUUUUGUUUAACUACUUUUAAAUUUAGAGAAAAUGCUCUUAAUAUUAAUGUUUAAAAUAAAUAUUAAAAUUAAUAUUGGAAAACAAAUGUCGAUUAUAUUGUUGUUUGUGGUUAUAAAUAAUUAGAUAAAGUAAUGAAAAAGCCACAUGUAGUAAUAAGCUAAAAUAAUAUACUUAUUUAAAGCUUAAACAUAGAUCUUAAUAAAAACUCAAAUAAUACGUUAUUCCAUUUAAAUUGAGUUAAUAUAAUUAAGUGGAAUAUUUAUAAAAAACAAAAACCAAUAAUAUUUAAUUUUAUAUAAUAGUUUUUUUAAAUUUAUUUAUUUUUC